Penicilliopsis zonata CBS 506.65 is the source of this 2268-nucleotide messenger RNA. RefSeq lists its product as hypothetical. The coding region runs from base 1 to 2268 and encodes 755 amino acids. The transcript has 5 exons. The record is from RefSeq and is a predicted model, not a curated record. Gene Ontology annotation, biological process: DNA-templated DNA replication; DNA repair; retrograde vesicle-mediated transport, Golgi to endoplasmic reticulum. Lineage: Eukaryota; Fungi; Ascomycota; Eurotiomycetes; Eurotiales; Aspergillaceae. Gene Ontology annotation, molecular function: SNAP receptor activity; ATP binding; DNA clamp loader activity. Gene Ontology annotation, cellular component: DNA replication factor C complex; nucleus.
AUGUCGACUGCUACCCGCUUAAAAGAGCUAUCUACAGCUCUCCACCAGAUCCAUCCGCUCGUCGCCCGCCUGCGCGAUUUCACCGCCGCCAUCGGUCAAGGCGAUGACGCCCGUCUCGAGCUCGGUGCGGAGAUCCAUUCGCGCCUCAAGGAGGCCGAGGAGGAGAUGGAGCUGCUCCGCAUUGACGUGGAGGCGAUCGAACAAACUACAGAGAGUCGAAGGAAGACGGUCGACCAGGACAGGGAAGCUGAGCGGGAACGGGUGGUUGCCUUGGCUGGCAAGUUGACCGAGGAGUUAAAGAGGACUCGAUCCGAUUUCCGCAGCGCGCAGUUACAAGCAAAGAAGAACGCCGAGGCAGCCAGACGGAAGGAGCGGGAUAUUCUCCUCUCCCGAUCCCACGGUGCGGAUGUGUCGAGGAGACAACCCUCGGAGAAGCUGACGCAGGAGGAUCUGAUGCUCAAUGCGUCGAGCGAUGUGACCUCCGCCCUCCGCCGGACACACCAGUUGAUGCAGGCCGAGCUGUCGAGGUCGCAGUUUGCACAGGAGACCCUGGAGAGCUCGACGGCCGCCCUCUCCUCGCUGUCGGAGUCGUAUACGGAUCUCGACUCGCUGAUCGCCUCGUCGCGCAAUCUUCUGGGCUCGCUGCUCCGCUCGCAAAAAUCCGAUACAUGGUACCUCGAGACGGCGUUUUAUAUCCUCGUCGGAACGAUCGCUUGGCUGGUCUUCCGUCGGGUUCUCUACGGUCCGCUGUGGUGGCUGGUCUGGUUGCCCUUCAAAUUGGUGAUGAGGGUUACAUUUGCGCUAUUGGGAACUGUAGGCAUCACGGGUACGGCGCUGCAGACUUCUGCUGGUACAGAGGUUCGCACUGCUACUAUUCUUCCGGUUGACGCCGUUUCCCCGGUUGAAACACUCCCCCCUGUCGAAGCACCCUUCCAUUCUGCAGAGGACUUCUCUGAAGAAAUAGAAGACCGGAUGAUCGAUCAGAUUGCGAAGAUGGCGGAAGAUAGCGCUAAAGAAGGCACCAAUAUAGACGACAUCUCACCGGAGGAGAGGCAGCGACAGGAAGAAUUGCCUCGCAACCCGAAGAAACGCAUGUUCGAGGCCGAGGCUCGUGCUGCUGCAGCAGCUGCUGCUGCUGCUUCGGGAGGCUCGAAACCCAAGACAGCCACCAAGGAGGAUCAAUCACAGCAUCAACCCUGGGUGGAAAAGUACCGUCCCAAAACGCUCGACGAUGUUGCAGCUCAAGAUCACACGACGAAGGUCCUUCAGCGGACAUUACAGGCUUCUAAUCUCCCUCAUAUGCUCUUCUACGGGCCUCCCGGGACGGGAAAGACAUCUACAAUUCUCGCUCUUGCCAAAUCGCUCUUCGGACCCGCGCUGUACCGGACCCGCAUCCUUGAACUCAACGCCUCGGACGAACGUGGCAUUGGAAUCGUGAGGGACAAGAUCAAGAACUUUGCGAGGACACAAUUGAGCCAGUCGACGGGGAUGGACGCCGAGUACCUGGCUCAGUAUCCGUGUCCGCCCUUUAAGAUCAUCAUCCUGGACGAGGCGGACAGCAUGACACAGGAUGCACAGGCUGCCCUCCGUCGUACCAUGGAACAGUACAGCAAGAUCACUCGUUUCUGCCUGGUGUGUAACUACGUGACGCGGAUCAUCGAGCCGCUGGCCAGCCGAUGCAGUAAAUUCCGCUUCAAGGCACUGGACAACUCUGCUGCUGGCGAUCGACUGGAGCAUAUCGCCAAGCUGGAGAACCUGAGGCUCGGAGACGGCGUGGUUGAAACCCUCAUCCGGUGUAGCGAGGGUGAUCUGCGUCGAGCCAUCACGUAUCUGCAAAGUGCCGCGCGGUUGGUGGGUGCGAAUAAGGCCCCGAAUACGAAGGAAGGUGGUGACGAGGACGAGGAAAUGGCAGAUGCAGGGGACGCGGAUCUCGUCACCGUGCGCAUGAUCGAGGAGAUUGCCGGUGUCGUCCCGGACAGCGUUCUCGACAGACUGGUUCAGGCCAUGCAGCCCGGGAAAACGGGCUCGACGUACGAGGCUGUUUCCGCGGUGGUGACGGAUAUCGUGGCGGACGGAUGGAGUGCCACUCAGAUCUUAGGCCAGUUAUAUAGACGGGUUAUCUUCAACGAUGCAAUUCCCGAUCUCCAGAAAAACAAACUCGUCAUGGUCUUUUCGGAGUUGGAUAAGAGGCUCGUCGAUGGCGCGGAUGAACAUCUCUCUAUUCUAGAUAUGGCCCUGAGGAUCUCCGGCAUUCUGGGCGGCUCUUGA